Molecule: messenger RNA, 3069 nt
Organism: Sphaerodactylus townsendi
Lineage: Eukaryota; Metazoa; Chordata; Lepidosauria; Squamata; Sphaerodactylidae
Product: solute carrier family 22 member 6-A-like
Exons: 10
Coding region: 300-1982 (560 amino acids)
Biological process (GO): transmembrane transport
Cellular component (GO): membrane
Molecular function (GO): transmembrane transporter activity
Source: RefSeq, a predicted model, not a curated record
AGAACCUUCUUUACGCAGAGGAUGCCCUUUCGGACUGAACAACCCUGAUCUCUUCGUUUCUCUUGAGGAACAAGGAAAGCAGAGACAACACCGAGGAGGAGCGAAAAGGAAGAAGGCAGCUGAAGAAGUUGGAGAUUUCAGCUUAUAGAACUUUUUGUUCGGCCUACCUUUGGUGGCUGUUCCUUGGCUUGUCUGUAUUCCUAUCCCAUUCUAGAAGUCAGAGGAUAUUUUUACAGGUUCAAAUCGUGUGAGGGUCUCUUUGGACUUUUUGUCUUGAUCCUUCGUUGCGAACAACCACCAUGAGUUUUGCCGACAUUCUGGACGACUUGGGAGGGAUGGGGCGUUUUCAAAGGAUAUCUGUAGCCUUCCUGGCUAUUCCGUUGAUGAUGCUGGCCUCUCACAAUCUUCUGCAGAACUUCACAGCUGGGGUCCCCGAACAUCACUGCCAGAUUCAUAUCACAGCCAAUUACACCCGUUCCGCCAAUAUCACCCAAGGGCUGGGGACUGACAGCCUCGUUAGAAUUGCUAUCCCUGUCAAUGGGAAGGGACAGCCAGAGAAGUGUCGGCGGUUUGUCACCACCCAGUGGUGGCUUCUGGACCCUAAUGCCACCGCUGUCAAUGGCACAACGAUGGAUACUGAACCAUGUACUGAUGGGUGGACGUAUGACAGGAGCGUGUUCACCAGCACCAUAAUCAGUGAGUGGGAUUUAGUGUGCGACUCCCGGACCCUGAGGCAAAUGGCUCAGUCUAUCUACAUGGCUGGAGUACUGAUAGGAUCAGUGCUAAUUGGAAGUCUUUCAGACAGGUUUGGCCGGAAGGCUCUCAUCGUCUGGUGCUACUUGCAGAUGGGAGUAUCGGGUGCCUGCACAGCCUUUGUGCCAAACUUUACUGCUUACUGUGUCCUCCGCUUCCUGAGUGGCAUGGCCAUGUCAGGGAUUUCUCUCAACUCUGUCUCACUGUGCAUGGAGUGGAUUCCAACCAAAUAUCGUGCUAUUGUUGGCACUAUCAAUGGUUACUCCUACACGAGUGGGCAAUUCAUCCUGGCUGGAGUGGCGUAUGCCAUCCCCAACUGGCGCUGGCUGCAGCUCACUGUUUCACUACCAUUCUUUGUAUUCUUCCUCUACUCCUGGCUGUUUAUUGAGUCAGCACGCUGGCUGGCAAUCUCCGGACAACACGAGCGGGCUGUGGUAGGCCUGAAGAGGGCUGCCCGGGUCAACGGAAGGAAGAAAGAAGGAGAUGAACUCAGUGUGGAGGUUUUGAAGUCAAACAUGCAAAAAGAGCUCUGCUCCAAUAAAUCUAGUCACAGCAUGGUUGAUCUGGUGCGGACGCCCGGCAUUCGCAAAAUCUCCUGCGGGGUCUCCCUUGUCUGGUUUGCCACCAGCUUCGCCUAUUACGGGCUAGCCAUGGACCUGCAGAACUUUGGCUUCAACAUCUACAUAACCCAGCUGAUCUUUGGUGCCGUUGACAUCCCAGCUAAAUUCAUCUCGGUGAUGACCAUCACAUUUGUGGGCCGCCGGUUUUCACAGUCCUUGUCUCUCAUCUUGGCUGGGCUGUGUAUCUUGGCCAAUAUCUUUGUGCCUCCAGAUCUGAGCAGUCUGCGUAUGAUAUUUGCUGUGUUUGGGAAAGGCUCACUGGCAGCCUCAUUCAACUGUGCCUACAUCUUCUCUGGAGAGCUUUUCCCAACCGUGAUCAGGCAAUCAGGGAUGGGCCUUGGAGGAACCAUGGCCCGUGUGGGCAGCAUGAUAGCCCCUCUGGUGAAGAUGACUGGGGAGUUUUUCCCACCCCUGCCGCUGAUAAUCUACGGCGGAGCACCUAUCAUUUCUGGCAUUGCCACCUGUUUCCUUCCAGAGACUAGGAAUGUCCCACUGCCAGAGACCAUUGAGCAGGUGGAAUUAAGGUCCAGACCCAACCAAGAAGCCGAACUGCAAAUGAAAGUUCUUCUCCCCUCCACCAAACCCGAGCCAGCGAGAAACAAUAGCUAAGGAGAAGCAGCACAGGAAUUCCCUGACAACCCCCACCUGAUCCUGGCCUGCUUAUGUGCGUUGGAGUUUUUUCAGGCUUCAGCCCCUUCCUCUGAGUCUGUAAAAUGUCUGACUGGGAAGGAUGUGUCUAAACAUACAUGCAUCUGCAAAAUGUCAUGUGUGCACAUGGGCAUAAAAAGGUCUCCCUUUCCUCGCCCCCCCCCUCCCUGUCGUGAUGAAACAUGGAUGAAUGUGCGUGAGUCGUUGCCACUCUGCAGUAGGCACAGCCAGGUCCACUGUGGCAUUUUGCUUUCUGUGGGAGCCUUCUUAAUGCAUUUGAAGACACACACCCCAUCUCUGAAACUGGAGCCAGACACGAAAUUGCUACAGGACACAUGAUCAGUAUAGAGAACAGAUAUGCUUGCAGAGAAGCAUGAUUUUGGGAAAAGCUGCUGACUGUCGGGAUAUUGCAAGUACACGAGAAUGUCCAUUUUUAGCCUGUGAAAUGUUGUAAGAGUUGCAGUAAUGUGUAGUGGUUAGAGUGUUGGACUAGGAUCUGGGGAACCCAAGUUCAAAUUCUUUCACAGCCAUGAAAGCUCAUAGACUUUCACUCUCUUGGCCUACCCUACCUCUCAUUUAAGGUUGCCUGCUCUGGGAUGGGAAAUACCUGGAGAUUUUUUUUUGGGGGGGUAGACCCCCAAAAGUGCAGUCUUUGGGUAGGGGAGGGACAUCAAUGAGGUAGAAUGCCAUAGAGACCACUUUCCAAAGCAGCCAUUUUCUCCAGUUGAACUAAUCUCUGCCACCUGGAGAUCAGUUGUAAUAACAUCUCCAGCCACCAUCAGGAGGUUGGCAGCCUGACUCAAAGGGAUGCUGUGAGGAUAAAACAAGAGGAAGAAAAAUAUUGUAAGAUGCUUUCAGUCCCCCUUGGGCAAAAAAGCAGUAUAUAAAUCAAUGAAUGCCAAAGAACUAAAGACUCACCUGAAUCUUGAAGUUCUGUUCUGCAGCCUUCUCUGUAGGAUUGCCAGCUCUGGGUUGGCAAAUACCUGAAUAUUUUGGGGGAGAACCUGGGGAGGGGGCUGUUGGAGAGAAGAGGGAGCUCAGCAGGAUA